CUAAAGGAAUGGGCUGGGAGUGGGCAGGGUGUCCAGCAUGGUGGGAGUUCCCCAGCUCAAAAAAGCUGCCUUCUGUCUGAUUUCCAGGACCACGAGGAGGCUAGGCUGUGGAUGCUGAGCAGCUGUGCACCAAGGACAACAGGCUUCUCUUCUGGCAUCUCUUCCCCUGCUCUGCACAUCAGCCUGUACCCUUCUGGGCCCAGCGGUCAUGCCAGACACACCAGUGGAGGACUCCCUCUUCCAGAUCAUACACUGCUUCCAUCACUAUGCUGCCCGGGAAGGGGACGUGGAGACCUUGUCCCUGGAGGAGUUGAAAGCUCUGCUCCUGGAUAGUGUGCCUCGCUUCAUGGGCACCUUGGGCCGCAGGCAGCCGUACUACAUCACAGAGCUGUUCCGGGCAGCGGACAGAAACAAGGACAACCAGAUCUGCUUUGAUGAGUUCCUGUACAUCUUGGGCAAGCUGGUGAAGGACUAUCACCUGCAGUUCCACCGGCAGCUGUGCGCACACUACUGCACCCAGCACAACCUCUACUAGAGGGAGAGCAGGCAGUCUCUCAGUGCCGAAGCCUGCCCCAGGAGGCCUGGCCUGGCCGCCAACAGCUUACAGAACCCA
Acomys russatus (golden spiny mouse) is the source of this 613-nucleotide messenger RNA. Its product is annotated as protein S100-A15A. Gene Ontology annotation, molecular function: transition metal ion binding; calcium ion binding. Gene Ontology annotation, cellular component: cytoplasm. The record is from RefSeq and is a predicted model, not a curated record. The transcript has 3 exons. Lineage: Eukaryota; Metazoa; Chordata; Mammalia; Rodentia; Muridae. The coding region runs from base 209 to 535 and encodes 108 amino acids.